Messenger RNA from Syngnathus acus (greater pipefish), 5663 nucleotides. It is a transcript of the gene knl1, whose product is annotated as kinetochore scaffold 1. The transcript has 26 exons. The record is from RefSeq and is a predicted model, not a curated record. Bases 162 to 5402 code for a protein of 1746 amino acids. Gene Ontology annotation, cellular component: nucleus. NCBI's taxonomy places the organism in Eukaryota, Metazoa, Chordata, Actinopteri, Syngnathiformes, Syngnathidae. Gene Ontology annotation, biological process: protein localization to kinetochore; attachment of spindle microtubules to kinetochore; cell division.
AUUCAUAUAGCCAGACGUUAGCUCCAAGUUGACGUUAGAACGAAAACAAUUGACUUUCUUCAUCUUCCACAUUUUUACCCUUGAUGUUAUGGAUAAAAUUAUUUGGUAACGCUUAAGAAUAUUUACCAAGAGGUUUCGCAAGUAACCACUGCGAGUUGAAAAUGGAGCCCUUGCACUCUGACAAAAAUGAUGAAAACAGUGGAGGCUCCUACAGGAGACGAAUAUCUUCUAUUCUUAAAACUCCACAUAAAUCUGCAAGAUUCCCAGAUCCAAGCCAACAGGAAAACGAGGUUGAAUGUGCCAAACCAGUUGAUAAAAGAAAUUCCAGAAGAGUUACUUUUGCACCAGCCAAUGAUGUUCUUCUUUAUUCCAAGGAUGUGAAAAAUGCCUCGCUGGUCCGAAGUCCAUUCCAAGAGUUAAUGUCUACAGCGUCAGUGCCAGCAGAAAAUAGUGCCCAAGUGUCAGUUAGUGAAGAUGGGAUCCAUCAAAAAAUGGGAAUGGACCCACUGAUAGGUGCACCUCUUCAUGUCUAUGAACAAAAAGGAAAUGCCAACAUUGAACCAGGAGAAGUCUUUGGUGAGAAAACAGUGACGUUUAGUGGGGAGGAUAGCUUCAUGGAGAGUCAAACGAUCAACAUCACUGGCCAUCAAGACUAUCUUGUAGGUGCUUCACAGAACAAUAGAACCUUGCUUUCUUGUGGAAAGAAUACAGCAAUGUCCUCAGGAGAUGGCAAAUCAAUGAAAUUGAGUCUUGGUCACGGCGCAAAUGUCGCAAGAGAGGUGCACGAUAGAGUUGCGUCAUCGGAGCGAAGAUUUGAUCCUUGUUUCAACAACUUGCUUGCUUGUAUUCUAAGCCCAUAUGGAUCAAAUGUUGAACCAGAUGAAACCAUGUUGAACAUGACAACAGUAGAUGUGGAUAAGGAAAAUCAAGAUCAUACUUUGGUUCAUUCUGAAACGGGGACUAUUGGAGUCUGUCAAGAUGAAAAGAGCAAGACGGAUAUGACAGUUACUCACACGGGCCACAUUGCAGGAUUGAAAGAUGAUGCUGAUGAUCCCUUUCGGUGUUUUUUCCCCCAACAAGAAAUGUGUUCCCAGUCUGGGACGGCAUCACAAGCAAGCCCCAACACAAAGACCCUGCAGAAACACACCAGAAUCACCCUGGGAUCACCCAAUCUAAAAGAUACUUUCAAAGAACAAUCCACAGAGAAGAAAAUGAUAUUCACUGCAGAAGAUGCCUGUAUGGACAUGACAGAUUUUUUCUGUGAAGAAAAAUCUGGCCUUUUUGCGUCAUCUACGGAAAAGAAAGACAGAGCGACUACUGGCCAAUCGGCUUCAUCUGAAAAAAAUGUGGACCCCAAAUUUGAAGAAUUCCUUGCAAAAGACUUCAAAACAGAUGGCACCAAAGUUAAUCCUGGACAUUCUGGAAUGGCUCACAUUAACCCUCUCGCUAAGGCAACUGAGGAACCAUUUAAUGGAAAUCCAAUCCAUCCCAAAGAUGACUUGACCAUAGAUAUGACAGAAUUUCAAAGAUGCGAUAUCCGACGUUGCCUACCUGCGCAAGUGAGGCACCCUAAAGGGCGACAAACCGCAUUUCAGCAGUUGUUCCCUGACACUUUACCUACCAGUGACGAGAGAACUGUGAGGUUCACAGCAAAUGACGGUACAAUGGAUAUGACCCAAAGCCUUAAAGUAAACAUUGAUACGCCAUUUGAACCAGGCACACUCAAAAAUACUGGAGGAGAGAAUACUGUCAUUAAGUUUUCAGCAAAUGACGUAGCGACGAAUGUGACGCAAAGCCUCACCUCAGUAAUUGAUACUCAGCUCGAGCCUGAAGUACCAAAAAGUAUCCGUAGUGUACCUGCAGGAGAAGAAAAAACGAUUCGGUUUUCAGAAAAUGACGCAGCGAUGGAUAUGACGCAAGGCCUCGCCGCAGUGAUUGACACUCCCUUUGAACCUGAAGCACAUCACAAUGCUAGAAAAGAGAAACCUGUCAGGUAUUCAUCAAAUGGUAUUGAGAUAGAUAUGACGGGAAACCCGACCGCAAAUAUUGCUACAUAUUUGGAACUAGGAGCACCCCACAAUGAGCCUACUGGAAAAGAGAAAACAAUCCAAUUUUCAGUAAAUCAUGAUGCAAUGGAUAUGACACAAAGCCUCACCUCAGUAAACGAUACUCAGUCCGAGCCAGAAGUACCAAAAAAUGUCCACCGUGAACCUGCUCGAGAAGAAAAAACGAUCCAGUUUUCAGCAAAUGAUGCAGCGAUAGAUGUGACGCAAAGCCUCACGGCAGCGAUUGAUACCCAGCUCGAGCCAGAAAUACCCCAAAAUAUCCGUCGUGUACCUGCUGGAGAAGAAAAAAUGCUCAGGUUUUCAGCAAAUGACGCAGCGAUGGAUACGAUGCAAAGCCUCACGGCAGCAAUUGAUACGUGGCUUGAGCCAGAAGUACCAAAACAUAUUCGCCGUGAACCUGCUGGAGAAGAAAAAGUGAUCAGGUUUUCAGCAAAUGACGCAGCGAUGGAUAUGAUGCAAAGCCUCACCUCCGUAAUUGAUACUCAGCUCAAGCCAGAAGUACCCAAAUAUAUUUGUCAUGUACCUGCUGGAGAAGAAAAACUGAUCAGGUUUUCAGCAAAUGAUGCAGCGAUGGAUAGGACGCAAAGCCUCACCUCAGUAAUCGAUACUCAGUCCGAGGCAGAAGUACCAAAAAAUAUCCACCGUGUACCUGCUCGAGAAGAAAAAACUAUCCGGUUUUCAGCAAAUGAUGCAGCGAUGGAUAGGACGCAAAGCCUCACCUCAGUAAUCGAUACUCAGUCCGAGGCAGAAGUACCAAAAAAUAUCCACCGUGUACCUGCUCGAGAAGAAAAAACUAUCCGGUUUUCAGCAAAUGAUGCAGCGAUGGAUAGGACGCAAAGCCUCACCUCAGUAAUCGAUACUCAGUCCGAGGCAGAAGUACCAAAAAAUAUCCACCGUGUACCUGCUCGAGAAGAAAAAACUAUCCGGUUUUCAGCAAAUGAUGCAGCGAUGGAUAUGACGCAAAGCCUCCCCACAAGAUUUGAAACUAGUCAAGAUGCGGUGGAAAGUCCAGAUGCUGUCAACUCAGAAGAAACUCAAAAUAGCAAAGAAGCUGAAUUGAGGAAUAAAACUAGUCCCUUAUCGCAAAAGUUAAGUUCACCCAGUACCGGUGACCAUGGCAGACAUUCAAGUCCCUCAAGGAAGUCUAGACGGUCAAGUAUUGCUGAUCUUCAGUUAAAAUUAAGGCGCUUAAGCCACAUAAUGACCUCUGAGGUCAUUCCUCCAGACAGCACUGCAUUUUUGCCUAAUUUGGAUUCUGACGCUGACAAAAGCACAAAAUACAACAACGACCUUUCGGUAUCGGAAUUUGUGCCAGAUAUUAAAGCAGGCUCAGGAAACGCAGAGGAUUCCGAAACACAAUCCGGUCCGCAAGGGUCUGCAAUUGUGGGAUCCCCUUUUGCGUUCAAGACGACAGAGCUGAUGUCAACACUGUCAACUGGAGGCUUUCAGCAAAAACUCCCACAAAGAAAAACUCGAUCCAGCCAAAGCAACUCUCGGGAGAAAUCUGUGAGUUGGACGAAAAUUGACAAUAUUGUCGACAAACUGAAAACGUGGAACGACGGUGACGUGCGUAACAUUUGUGAUGAAGAGCUCGUUAGCUGUGACGAGUCCUUCCAAACAAUGGACGACAAAAGUCCCCCCAAAGAAAAUUCAUUUAUUAUGGAAGAGUUUAGCAUCGAUGAAGUCUUCCUGAACAAUGUUCUUCGAGAAAACAGCCCCGAUGGAGUCCAGGGAACCAAAAGAUGCUUGGCAUCAGAUGAACACAAUACAGAGAACAAAAAGAAAAUGAAAGCGUCCAGCGUGAUGUUCCCUGAGGCUGUUGCAACGGAAAUACAGGCUCAAGUUCUCGAAAUUGAUCAUCGUGCGGACACCACCAUAGUUCCAUCCUCGUCAAACCACACGAUGGAUUCUUCCAGCAGUACUCGCUCAAACAACAGCUCGUGUGACGCUACAUUUAAUCCUACUUUUAAACACAGCAUGAUGGAAUCUCAUUUUGAAGACCGUGAAGUGCAGAAAUUAAAGGAUGGCAGUAUAACCGUGCUUGAGUUCUUAAGACUGUUCAACAUAGACUUUGUGAUCCAUGAACCUAGGCAAAGCAUCCUUCCUGACAAAUUUCCACAUGCCACUGGUUGCUCAGCAAUGGAUGUAUUAAAAAACAGACAUGUAUAUCAUCCUAAAAAAUUGGUCUAUGAAGCUGAUUUCAACAACCUCUCUGAAAAGGUGGAAGGGCUGAAUUACAGAAUGUUGGACAAAAACAAAUCUCUCAAGGUGAUCAAUUACCAAUUGUGGGCAAAUUUGAAAGACUGGACAGAAAAGGAGAUCAAAUCUUUUGGUAUAAAACUAAAAGAAAGGCACAAUUCCUACAGAAAGAUGAGCAAAAUCCACAGACAUGAAAUGAAGGAGGUCCUGUACUCAAACCUUGUACAGACCCUUAAGGAUGAGCAGCAGAAGUUCAAAAGUGCAAUUGAAUCGAACGAGAUGAUCAAAAUUCUGGAUGAUUGCAUUUGUGAUUUGGAAGCAGAACUAGCUGCAGUUGAAGACAAAGGAAGUGAAGACAUGCCAAGUCUGAAGUCACUUCAAGAAGAGAUGAUAAAAGUCAAUGAGGCAUUGGAUGACAAAAACCGACAAAUAUGCGAACUGGAGUUGGAGAAAACUCAAGCUUCAGGAAAAUUGGUCAGGUUGAAAGCUGAGACCAAAAAUCUUCAGAGCUUCAUCGGCGUGCUUGAGAAGCUGACCGAAUGGAGAGUCAGAGAAAAGACGGAAACACACACCCUGUACACUUUCCUCUACGACACAUUGUGUUUACAGCUGGUGCACGCAGGAGAUAGCGCGGAACCUGAUCGGAAAAUAUCCCAGAUCAAUUUCAAAUUUGUCCUUGAUGAUGAAAAGUCACAGAGCCACGCACGCAUUGCUCACAAACUGCUGUCUCAGCAUAUCGAGCGUGAAACAGCCUGGGUGGAGAAGUACCCAACAAAUAGUUACAUCCCAAAGCUGCUCCAUGACUUGUCCUUGGUGGUGAGUACCUGUCGGCUCUUGGGGGAGGAGUUACGACUCCUGAAAAUGUGGGGAGGUUUACGGCUCAACAUUGUGGACAUUAGCUGUCAGGACACUCGGGUGAAUAUUGUCUUCAGCAGUCUGAGGAGACGUUCCAGAUUUGAGGUCGUUUUGUCAGUCAGCUUGGCCAAACAGUGCUAUGUUCUUCAUGUGCAUAGCUUUCAAAACUUCUUUGGAGACGCAAGGGCUGAGCAAAUUGACCAGAUUCUCAAGUCAUUCUCCACUGGCAGAAACCUAUUGACAAAGACUAUCAAAAAGAUCAACUGUGAUUUACUUUGUUGAAAGUUGUACAAUAUGCCCCUUUGUAAGGGUCUGCAGAAUUUUGUUGUAUUUUGGCAGGCUGCAGUUCCCUCAUUCACCUGUAGAUGACAAUGACGUUCUACUUAGUUUUGGUUCCCAAAUUAAGAUGUUGAGGUUAGUGAUUUUGUAGUAAUGUUUGGAAUUCUCUUGUUACUGCAGUGAAUAUGUUUUUGUCAGAUUUUAGGUUUGUUAAAGACCCAUUGGUGUGUAUUAUCCAUAUUCAAAUAAACAUUUUGGAAUUAG